AUGGAUGUGCAUCCAUACGCCGCCGAUUCCUCCUCGCCGCAGGCAGCCCAACCCCUCCGCGGCCAGCAAGACACGGUGGCGCCCAUGGAAAUGGAAGCGACGCCGCCCCCUGCGGCGCCAGUGCCGCCGCCGGCCAUUUCGAGGCCGCGGUACAGCGGCACCGUGGAGAGGACCUUCCGGGAUUUCACCAUCCGCCGUGCUGCCCUCAUCCGCGCCGUGACGCAAGAUGAGAAGGUGUUAUUUCGGAAGUGCAACCCACGUAUGGAGUCCCUUUGCCUGUACGGCAACACUGAUGGGAACUGGGAGGUGCUGCCCCCGAAGUUGUUUGCGCCAUCAUCAGGGCAGCCUGAACCAAAGCUCGGCAUCAACCUGGUGAGGGAUAAGAUGCGACGCCUAAAGUGGCUUCAGCACAUCUCCGAGCACUCUGACGCAUGGCUCAUACGUAUCUCCUUCUUCCUUGCUGCAAAUUUGGAAGCUAGAGAACGACAGCGCUUAUUCACUAUGAUUAGCUCGCUACCAACUGUUCAGGAAACAUUCAUUGCUAGUGAGACCUAUCGCCGCUUAUGUCAUCUGGAAAACAUGAUUGAUGAAACUAAGGAUGAGGACGAAGGUUGUGGUCCGUAUCCAACUUUUUGCGCAAGCUGUGGUGAUCGCUACCUUGCAAAAGGAUUCUGGGUAAAGGUUGGUCAAGAAGAGCUCAUAAAGAACUUUGAGUGCCCUGAGUGCUGCGCUGAGAAGAGAGGACAUGAUUAG
Setaria italica (foxtail millet) is the source of this 753-nucleotide messenger RNA. RefSeq names its product PHD finger protein ALFIN-LIKE 3. Gene Ontology annotation, biological process: regulation of DNA-templated transcription. Gene Ontology annotation, cellular component: nucleus. The transcript is spliced from 6 exons. NCBI's taxonomy places the organism in Eukaryota, Viridiplantae, Streptophyta, Magnoliopsida, Poales, Poaceae. The record is from RefSeq and is a predicted model, not a curated record. The coding region runs from base 1 to 753 and encodes 250 amino acids. Gene Ontology annotation, molecular function: transcription coregulator activity; transcription cis-regulatory region binding; histone binding.